AUGGCGAGCUCAACGGAGCUCUUUGUGGGCUCCAUCGACCAGGGCACAACCAGUUCCCGCUUUUUGAUCUUCAAUCGAGACGGAGAACCCGUUGCCUCUCACCAGGUCGAAUUUACACAGAUCUACCCGAAGCCAGGAUGGCAUGAGCAUGACCCCCUCGAACUCGUGUCGUCCGUCGAGACAUGUAUCGACGAAGCCGUCAAGAAAUUCGAGGCGCUGGGCCAUUCCCGGACUAGUAUCAAGGGAAUUGGUAUUACCAACCAGAGAGAGACCACUGUGCUCUGGGACGUCGAGACGGGAGAACCGUUGUACAAUGCCAUUGUCUGGACCGAUACCCGAUCGCAGGCCAUUGUCCAGGAAUUGAAGGCCCAGCCAGGAGCGGGCGACCUCCAGCAGAUCUGUGGUCUCCCGCUGUCGACAUAUUCUUCCUGCACCAAGCUGCUCUGGAUGCUGGAAAACGUGCCCAAGGUGAAAGAGGCGUACGAUAAGGGCAGACUGGCGUUUGGUACGGUCGAUACGUGGCUGGUAUAUCGCCUAAAUGGCGGACCGCAGGCCAAUGUUUUUGUAUCAGAUCCCACCAAUGCCUCCCGGACCAUGUUUAUGAAUCUAGAGACCCUCCGAUAUGAUGACACACUCUUGGACUUCUUUGGUAUCAAAGGCAGGGUGCAUCUUCCUCAGAUUGUCCCCUCCUCGGAUCGGAAAGCAUACGGGUCUAUAGCUUCCGGUACGCUCGCAGGGGUGCCGAUUGUAGGCUGUCUAGGAGAUCAGUCUUCCGCAUUGGUUGGACAAAAAGGAUUCUCUCCGGGGAUGGCCAAGAAUACUUACGGCACCGGAUGUUUCCUGCUAUACAAUGUGGGUGAUAAACCGGUCAUAUCGAAACACGGUUUGCUGGCCACAGUCGCUUACCAUUUCGACGGGAAACCGGUCUAUGCGUUGGAAGGCAGCAUUGCCGUCGCUGGUUCCGGCAUCAAAUUCCUCCAAAAUAACCUCAAUUUCUUCAAGGAAUCCAAGGAAGUCAAUGACCUGGCGUCGACAGUCGAGGACAAUGGAGGAUGCAUCUUCGUCACCGCGUUCAGUGGGCUGUUUGCGCCCUACUGGAUCGACGAUGCCAAAGGCACUAUCUUCGGCAUUACUCAAUAUACCCAGAAAGGCCACAUUGCUCGCGCCACCAUUGAGGCAACCUGCUACCAGACCAAAGCCAUCUUGGAUGCGAUGGAAAAGGACAGCGGACAUGCACUGUCUGAACUCGCUGUCGAUGGUGGCAUGAGCAACUCCGACCUUGCCAUGCAGAUUCAAGCGGACUUGAUCUCCAUCCCUGUUUACCGUCCCAAGAUGCGCGAAACGACAGCGCUCGGUGCGGCCAUUGCAGCCGGUCUUGCUGUCGGUCUGUGGCGCAACUUCGCGGAAUUGCGCGAUAUCAACCGGGCCGGCGGGGCGGUGUUUGAGCCCCAGAUUUCUCCCGAAAAGGGUGCAGAAAUGUUUGCCCGCUGGGAGAAGGCCGUCCACAUGUCGAAGGGAUGGAUGGCGCAAGACAAGGAGAAAGAGCCCGCGCCGGCGCCUGCUGUCAAGAAGUCGUCCGCGGCAGUCAACGGGAAUGGCGCUGUUAAGCCUGUCACUGCCAGUGGCCAUGUCUUUGACGACCUGGAUGAGGCGGACGAAGAGGAUCUCCUGCUCGAAUUGCGGAAGAUUGAAAUCCAACAGCGGUUGAAAAAGCUCCAGAAAGCUAAGGAUCGAGCAAGGGCGACGAACGGCGCGUGA
Molecule: messenger RNA, 1758 nt
Organism: Rasamsonia emersonii CBS 393.64
Lineage: Eukaryota; Fungi; Ascomycota; Eurotiomycetes; Eurotiales; Trichocomaceae
Product: Glycerol kinase
Exons: 4
Coding region: 1-1758 (585 amino acids)
Biological process (GO): triglyceride metabolic process; glycerol metabolic process; glycerol-3-phosphate biosynthetic process
Cellular component (GO): mitochondrion
Molecular function (GO): glycerol kinase activity
Source: RefSeq, a predicted model, not a curated record